Rotaria socialis is the source of this 5307-nucleotide messenger RNA. Lineage: Eukaryota; Metazoa; Rotifera; Eurotatoria; Philodinida; Philodinidae. The record is from the annotation of a GenBank genome assembly.
AUGAUACUUAGUAUGGCUAAAGCAGUGAACGAUGCUGCAUUUGUUUGCUGUUUUAUGACACAAGAGUAUGAGGAUUCUGUGAACUGCAAGCUUGAAUUACAACAUGCACAAAAACUUCACAAACCGAUUAUCCCAUGUAUGGUUAGCAAUAGAAAAGUAUGGAAACCAUCACCAUCGAAAUGGUUAGACUUGAUUACUGGCUCUAUACUAACGGUAGACUUCUCUAACAUUUCUGAAGAAAAUAUCAAUACGAAAGUAAGAGAACUUAUUGAUAGAAUAAAAAAACAAUCUUCAGCUCCUCCAGCAGAAUCAAACGCAACAUUCGUAAAAUUGUUGAAAUCAGUGAGACAAAAAUAUCUAGAACAAAAUCGAAUUAAACGUAUUGUGAACGAAGAAAUAUUUUUCCCACUCGAGCAGAGCUACAUUAAUUUGGCAAUGGUAGAAGCUAAAGAGCAGCAAGAAAAAGAAAAGAACUUAAAACAGCAACGUCAAAACAAGCAAGAACAAGAAAAUGAGCAGAAUUCUACUUCAAAAUACAACCUUGAUAAGAUUCUCGGCACAUAUGAAGAAAUUCAUGGCGUGAAGAUUUCAAUCCAUGUGGAAGACAUUUUCCAGAAAUGCAAUAAUGAAAUAAAAAAAGUACUUGUACUUGGAAGAGCUGGAAUUGGAAAAUCGACAUUCUGUCUAUACGUUACUUAUCUAUGGGCGAAAAGUCAACUUUGGUCCGAAUAUGAUCUAGUGAUUUUGAUUCACUUACGACGAUUAGCAGAUACCAACUACCCGUUGAAUAAGAGAUAUACACCAGUUGAUCUUGCUGAAAUGGAAUAUUUUCAACAAGAUCCAUUGUCAGAGGAUGCUAGACGACUUUUCAAACAACAGUACGAUAAAAGAAAAUUUCUAUGGAUAUUAGACGGUUACGAUGAAUUUUCACAAAGUAUUCCAGAGCAACUAAAACGUGUGUUCGACAAUAUACGUGAGACACAACAUCAUAUAUUAACAUCUCGUCCUUACGCUAUUGAUUUAUCAUAUGAUGUGAAAAUGGAAAUAAUAGGAUUCACAAAUGACAAUAUUCCCAAGUAUAUCGAGCAGUUCUUCGGUCAAAUUAAAGAUGACGCGUCACAUUCUUCAUCAAAAAAGCUCAAACUUUUAAACUUUCUGAGGUCAAAUCCUAGCAUUUGGGGCGUUGCUCAUAUUCCUGUCAAUCUAGAAUUGAUAUGUAGUCUUUGGAGCAAUAACGACUGGAUAGAAACAGAUACUUUGACAAUUACAGCACUCUAUGAUGAAAUAAUAGAAUGGCUAUGUCGAAGGCAUUUAACAAGGCAACAUAUUAACCAUACAGCGAUGACAAAGUUAGUGGUUUAUAAACAGUGUUAUAAUGAGUUGAGAUUUUUAGAACACUUAGCUUUCAAAGCAAUGGAGAACAACAACAUAAUGUUACCACCAAAGCUGCUUAUGCAGACAGAAGCUGAAACUGAAUGCUACUUAUCCGAACAUCCACAGCUUUUAAACAUGGGCAUUUUCAAAUCCUACGAUGAUAGCCCUAUUCCGAACCAGAAUGAAACAAAAAAGCAGCACUACUUUGUUCAUCUCAGUUUUCAAGAACACUUUGCAGCACGCCACUUACUUAGGCUUCUCAACAGCCCGGAUAAACACGAAGCAAUUAAUUACAUCAACAAUAAUAAGUAUCAACAACGUUUCCGCCUAGUAUUUGUUUUUGCAGCGGGUCUAAUUGCCACAUCACACUAUAAAUCAUGUAAAAAUCUAUUCUGGACAACCAUCCAGGGCGAGCCCUUGGAUCUGGUCGGCAUAGCGCAUGUCAAACUUAUCAUUGAAUGCCUUAAUGAAGGCAUAUCACAAACAGUCGAUACAGAACGUGCAGCCUUCUUGAAAUUUAUAUCGCAGUGGUUGAAUAUAUGCAUCACCGUCAAGAAAUUAGGCGUCACAGAUAAUUUACUGGAGUCCUUCCAACGUGCUGACUCAUUAGUAAAUGCAUCUCUUAUCCAAAACAAACUCAUCCAACUAUUGCAAACUCAAGACAUACCAGCGAGACGGAUAGUCAUUCAAUUUAUACUAAAGUUAGAAAUAUCGAACCCCAUUCCAAAAUUGAUUUCCGCAAUUUUGAAAGCACUUGUAGAUGAAGACAAAUAUGUGAGAGGCAGCGCGUGUGAAGUUUUUGUGAGAAUGAGUGAAAAGGCAGCGACAGAUGAAGUGGUUCAUGGUCUUUUGAAUGCACUUCGUGACAAAGAUGACAAUGUGACAAAGCAGGCCAUUAACGCACUUGUAAAGAUGGCUGAUCAGAUACCAACGAAGGUGGCCAUUGAUGGUCUCUGCAAUGCACUUUACGAUGAAGACUCGAAUGUCAGAUGCCGUGCAUGUGAAGUUAUUGGGAAAAUGGGUGGAAAGGCAGCGACGAAUCAGGUGUUCAAUGCUCUUCUCAAUGCACUGCAAGCUGAACAGUCGUCUGUGAGAUGCAACGCAUGUGAGGCCCUUGGAAAAAUGGGUGGAAAGGCAGCGACAAAUGAGAUCAUUGAUGGUCUUCGGAAGGCACUGCAUGAUGAAGUCUCAUAUGUGAGAUCCAACGCGUGUGAGGCCCUUGGAAAAAUUGGUGGAAAGGCAGCGACAAAUGAGAUCAUUGAUGGUCUUCGGAAGGCACUGCAUCAUGAAGACUCAUAUGUGAGACGCAUCGCGUGUCAGGCCCUUGGAAAAAUGGGUGGAAAGGCAGCGACAGAUCACGUGAUAAACAGUCUCCGGAAGAUAUUUCAUGACGAAGACUCAUAUGUGAGACGUUGUGUGCGUGACACACUAGCAAAUUUGGGUAAAGAGGCAGUGACGAAUGAAAUGAUCCAUGAAAUCCUAAAUGCACUGAAAGAUGAUGACCGAGAUGUGAGACGUCGCGCGUGUCAGACCCUUUAUAAUAUGGAUGUAGAAGCAGUGACGAAAGAAGUGAUCGGUGGUCUCCUCCAUGCAUAUCUCGAUGAAGACUCGUAUGUGACAGACCUUGCCCGUAAGACCAUCCUGAAGAUGACUAAACAUGAAACGACGAAUCAAGUGAUCGAAGGUCUCUGGGAUGCAGUUCGAGAUGAUGACUACUCUGUGGGUAAUAUUGCGCAUGAGGUCCUUGUGAAGAUGUGUAAAAAGGGCGCGACAAAUGAGUUCAUCUUUGUUCUCCUGGAUGCAAUUCACGAUGACGAAUCGUGGGUGAGAGUGACCGCGUGUAAUGCCCUUUCGAGCAUCGAGGAAAUGUCAGCGACAAAUGACCUAAUCGAUGGCCUUCUGGAUGCACUUCACAAUAAAGACUCACAUGUGAGAAGUAGCAUUUGUUACGUCCUCGGAAACAUUGGUGAAAGGGCAGCGACGAGUGAGGUGAUCGAUGGUCUGCUGAAUGCAGUUCACGAUAUAAAUUCAUAUGUGAGACGUUCUGCCUGUGAAGCUCUAGCGAAGAUGGGCGAAAAAGCAGCGACAGAUCACGUAAUCAAUACUCUCAUGGAUGCAAUUCACGAUGAAGAUUCAGGUGUAAGGCGUUCUGCAUGUGAAGCUCUAGAGAAGAUGCAAGAAAAGGGAGCGACGAGUGUGAGUACUGUUAGUCUUCUAGAUGCGCUUCAAGGUAAAGACUCAGAUGUCAGACGGCUUGCGUGUGUGAUCCUUGGGAAUAUGGGUACAAAGGCAGCGACGAAGGAAGUGAUCGGUGGCCUCCAGCAUGCAUUUCUAGAUGAAUACUCAUGUGUGAAAAGUUAUGCAUGUGAGGCCGUAGGAAAAAUGGGUGAAAAAGCAGCGACCAAUGAUGUGAUCAUUUGUCUUCUGAAUGCACUUCAAGAUAAAGAGUCAUUUGUGAGACGCAGCGCGUGUAACGCUCUUGGAAAUAUGGAUGUAAAGGCACAAACGAGUGACGUGAUCAUUUGUCUUUUGAAGACGCUUGGAGAUGAAGACGUCUUUGUGAGAAGUGAUGCAUGUGAGGCGCUUGUGAAAAUCGAUGGAAAAGUAGUGACGAAUGAGCUAAUCAAUGGUCUCAUGAAUGCACUUCGAGAUGAACAGCCAUUUGUGAGAAGUGGUGCAUGUAAGACCCUUGCCAAGAUCGGUGCAAAGGCAACGUCGAAUACGCUGAUUGAAAGUCUCCUGAAUGCGAUUCAAGAUGAAGACUUGAGUGUCAGAUGCUGUGCAAUUGAAGCCAUUGGGAAUAUGGGCGACGAGUCAGCGACGAGUGAGGUGAUCGAUGCUCUCCUGAAUGCACUUCAUGAUAAAAAGUCAGAUAUCAGAUGGCGUGUGUGUGAAGCGAUUGGAAAUAUGGGCCAGAAGGUAGCGACGGAACACGAGAUCAAUGGUCUACUAAAUGCACUUCACGACGAAGACUCAUAUGUGAGACGCUGUGCGUGUGAGGCUCUUGGGAAGAUGGGUGAAAAGGUAACAACAAGUCAAGUGAUAGAUGGUUUUCUGAAUGCAGUUAGAGAUGAAAACUAUUCUGUAAGUACGGGCGCGUUGGAAGCUAUUGUGAAAAUUGGUGAAAAAACAGCAACAAAUCAAGUGAUUGAUGGUCUACUGGUAACACUUCGAUAUGAAAACUCAGAUGUGAGACGCCGUGUGUGUGGUGCGCUUGGUAGAAUCGGUGAAAAAGUGGCGACUGCCCAAAUUGCCAAUGGUCUCAUAAAUGCACUUAAUGAUAAGGACUCAUAUGUACGCGAUGAUGCGUGUGAUGCUUUUGUGAAGAUUGCUAAAAACACAUCGAGCAAUGUGGUGAUCGAUAUUCUUCUGAAGACACUUUGUAGUGAAAAUUCACAUGACAAAUGGGGUGCACGUAAAGCUCUCGAGAAGAUUGUGGAACAGACACGGGCGAGUAAUGUCAUCAUAACGCUGGUGAACGCAGAUAUUUAUUAUACAGAUUAUAUGUACAAGAGCUUGGUAGUUGUUGUGUUGAAAAGAGCGUUAGUUUCCUUUGAUGUACUGAAAGAGUUAGACUCAAAUAUUCUAUCGAAACUACUCUCAUAUUUUCAAGAGAUUGACGAGAUCUGGGCGAAUCCUAUUCCUUCCGACCAAUUUAUUAAGGUAUGGUUGCAUACAAGAAACGAUGCAUGGAUUCCAUUGAUUGUAUUUGCUGCCUUGCGGCAAGGCGUGGCUUUAACUGUCAUAGAAAACAGUAUCUUAAUAUAUGAUCAUAACGAUGUAUUUAUGUUAGAUAUAUCGCCCACUGAAAUGUUGAAAACUUUGAUAGAUGCUUUCAAUUGUCAAAAAAGAGACUUGCAAUGUAGCCCUGAUUCCAUGAUUAGAAGUGGAACUAUAACGGUGCACUCAUUACCCUUAAGCAAAAUUACAUAA